Messenger RNA from Gryllus bimaculatus (two-spotted cricket), 359 nucleotides. NCBI's taxonomy places the organism in Eukaryota, Metazoa, Arthropoda, Insecta, Orthoptera, Gryllidae. The record is from the annotation of a GenBank genome assembly.
GUCGGAUGCUGGUGGUGGCCACUAAAUACUUCCGCGGCAGUUCCUUCAUGUGGAUGUUCUGUGAGGCCUUCUACCUGCAUCGCCUGCUGGCCGCGGCCUUCUCGCCCGAUGGCAGCCUGCUCAUCUUCUACCUCAUCGGUUGGGCGCUGCCCGUGCUGCCGACGGCGCUGUACGCGGGGCUGCGCGCGACAGCCGCCGACGCCGACUGCUGGAUGCAGCGCAGUGCCUACGAGUUCGUGCUCAUCGUGCCCAACAUCCUCAGCCUCCUGGCGAACGUGGGCUUCCUCGUGUACAUCCUGAGGGUGCUCAUGACCCUCAACAAGCCGUCAGAGCAGGAGCCCGCGCACUACAGAAUCUGA